Molecule: messenger RNA, 1995 nt
Organism: Adineta ricciae
Lineage: Eukaryota; Metazoa; Rotifera; Eurotatoria; Adinetida; Adinetidae
Source: the annotation of a GenBank genome assembly
AUGAUUGCAACACAAAGUGAAUUUCAAGUUUUGAUUGAAUGUGGCAUAUGUUGUGACUAUCUAACUGAUGUUCGAGAAACUCCUUGUUGUCAUCAACUAUUUUGUCUUACUUGCAUUCAAUCAUGGCUGAGAACAUUUGCUCCAAAUUGUCCGCGAUGUCGUUCAACGACAUUGACCGAACAAACGCUCAUAACUAACAUUGCCAUUCAACAAUUCAUUGAAAAUAUUCAAUUCAAUUGUCCUAAUAAAUUGCAAGGUUGUUCAGCUAAAAUACCUCGAAGUGAUUUGAUUCACCACAAACAAACAUGUUCCUAUACACCGGAAAAAUUAAAGUAUCAACGAGAACAGAAAUUAUUUGAAUUACGACUUCAAUUACAACAGUAUAGUAAUGCAAAAGCACGUACAAGAGACAAGGAUAAUGAAUUGUACGAUUUAGCCAAAGUAUUUCAUGAAGAACACGGCUAUGAUGAAGCACGACAAUGUUUAAAAAUGAUUAAAGGUAUGCAAAACGUGUUUAAUAUCACGAUUUUAAGUGCACAGAUUGAACAAGAUGAUGGACAAUAUGAUAAAGCAUUGGAACUUUAUACAGAUGUUUAUUUGAAAGCGAAAACAAAUCCUCAACCGAAAACAAAUCCUCAACGUAUCGAAUUACUUUUGGCUUCUGGACAUAUUUAUCUUAAACAGGCAAAAUAUACUGAAGCACAGGAAAAGUUUACGCGAGCAUUUAAACUUCUUCCACACAAUGAUCAAUCACAGAAAAAAGCCGAAAUUCUCAAUAGUAUUGGACUUCUUGCUAAGAAAUGUUCUCAUUAUGAUCAAGCUAUUUCGAGUUAUAAUCAAGCGCUUGAAAUAGUCGAUACAAGUUCGAAUCUUUGGUCAGAAAUUGUUGCUAAUCUAGCUGAUAUUUUCCGAAAAAAAGGCAAUUAUAAUGAAUCUUAUGAACUCUAUUUAAAAGCGCUGAAACAACUUGAAUCAGUGCAUGGUCAUAACCAUCCAUUAGUUGCUGAUGUGAUGAAUAAUCUUGGAAUUCUUUUGAAGAAAGAAGGCAAAUAUACCGAAGCAUUGGAUUAUUUAAAACAAGCAUUAAAAAUAUCCAAACACUAUUAUGGUGAUAAGCACGAGUCAAUCGGAAUGUAUUUGGGAAAUAUUGGUGAUAUUUAUCGAAAGCAAGGUGAUUACAAAACAGCUGAAGUGAUAUACAAAGAAGCAUUGACCGUAUUAGAAGAAUCCUUAGGACCAAAGCAUAUUGAAGUAGCUGAAAUACUCAAUUCAAUGGGUCUCGUAUUAGAGAAAAAGGAUGAUUAUAAUGAAGCACAAGCAUUCUAUGAAAGAGCAAUAAAAAUUAUCAAAAACACAUUCGGUCCAAAUCAAGAACAUUAUAAACUGGGCAUCUAUUACAAUAAUCUAGCGAACCUUGAUCGAAAAAGAAGUGAUUACGAUGGCGCGCUACGUAUCUAUCGACGGGCUCUCGCAAUAAUUGAAAAAACACUUGGUCCGGAACAUUCCGAAGCAGCUGAAAUUCUUCAUAAUAUCGGACAAGUUCAAUUUCAAUCCGGCAAUUACAAACAAGCGCUUGUUCAUAUUGAUCGAGCACUUGUCAUUAUCAAAAAAGAAUUCAACGAUCAACAUUAUAAAUAUGGCAUUUUUCUUAAUUCUCUUGGUCUUGUCUAUGCAGCGAUGAAUAAUUACCAUACAGCUUAUGGACAUGUUAAACAAGCUUUACAGAUUUUAGUAGAUAGUUUAGGUAUGGAUCACAUUGAGAUGUGUGAUGUUUAUACGACUAUGGGUGAUAUUUGCUUGAAAAUAGCCGCUGAAAUAGGUGAGAAACAAGGGGAUCAACAACAAAAUCAAGAAUUUGCUGAAAAACAGAGUAAACUCGAUGAAGCGAAAGAAUAUUAUUCAAAAGCUCAAAGAAUCAUGAAGAAAACUUUUGGUGAUAAACAUAAAAAAACGCAACAAUUUCUUGCACUGUUGCCUAUUGUUGAUAUGGAUUAA